This is a messenger RNA of Solanum verrucosum, 656 nucleotides long. RefSeq names its product splicing factor 3B subunit 6-like protein. The transcript has 2 exons. The record is from RefSeq and is a predicted model, not a curated record. Lineage: Eukaryota; Viridiplantae; Streptophyta; Magnoliopsida; Solanales; Solanaceae. Gene Ontology annotation, molecular function: RNA binding. Gene Ontology annotation, cellular component: catalytic step 2 spliceosome; U2 snRNP; precatalytic spliceosome. Bases 57 to 428 code for a protein of 123 amino acids. Gene Ontology annotation, biological process: mRNA splicing, via spliceosome.
UCUACUCUUUAACAGUAAAAAAAGGGCUAAAUUUUCUCUCUUCUUCCGGCGAAACUAUGGCGGCGUUGAGUCUCCGAAAGGGCAAUACCCGGCUACCGCCGGAGGUAAACAGGGUGCUAUACGUUCGGAACCUUCCGUUCAACAUCACGAGCGAGGAGAUGUACGAUAUUUUCGGCAAGUACGGCGCUAUUAGACAGAUUCGUAUUGGCACAAACAAGGAUACACGUGGUACUGCUUUCGUCGUCUAUGAGGAUAUAUAUGAUGCGAAAACUGCCGUCGAUCAUCUCUCCGGCUUCAAUGUCGCUAAUCGAUACUUGAUAGUUCUGUAUUACCAGCAAGCGAAGAUGAGUAAGAAAUUUGACCAGAAGAAGAAAGAGGACGAGAUAACGAAGCUUCAGGAGAAAUAUGGUAUUCCCAAAGAUAAGUGAUGGGGAAACUUAUGUUACUGUUUUCUUUCCUUCAUUAUGUAAAUUGAGCCUGUCUUAUCAAGGAGUGCAUCACCUUUUGUGGAAACUGAUCAAGGCACCCUGGCCACCGAAUUUUCAGACAGAGUAGCUUGUAGUGCUGUAUCUUAUUCGAAGUUUGUAACGGAUAGUUUUUGAGAUGAUUGAAUGUUGCCAAAUGGUUCUACCUAUAUCAUGAUGUUUUUCUUCUUU